Molecule: messenger RNA, 6660 nt
Organism: Girardinichthys multiradiatus
Lineage: Eukaryota; Metazoa; Chordata; Actinopteri; Cyprinodontiformes; Goodeidae
Gene: rtn3
Product: reticulon 3
Exons: 9
Coding region: 222-3695 (1157 amino acids)
Biological process (GO): endoplasmic reticulum tubular network formation; brain development; neuron differentiation
Cellular component (GO): postsynaptic density; neuron projection
Source: RefSeq, a predicted model, not a curated record
CGACCGACAUGUUUUUUUACCCCUCCUCCAUAAUCUGCCUCUGCCUUGUUCCCUUCUAGCUCUCCGCUCUUUCCUCAGACGUUGUGGUGAGGUGCGGAGCCGAGACCCGCUCUUGGGGAGAAGUCACACAUACAUGAAAAAGGACACGAAGCGUCACAUUUUAGUUUAAACGACAGACAUUUCAUUGCCACGGUUCUGCUUGUUUGUUGAGCUUCAGUAAAAUGGAUACUCAGUCCUCCCAGAUAUCAUCGUCGCAAGGUUUUGCCGAUGGACAGAAUUCUGCUGCCAAAGAGUCAAAGAUGUCCGAUUCCUUUCUUUCCUCUUCGCCUGUAUCUCUCAUUCAGUCUCCUCAAGACAAGAAAGGGGUCCUGGGUUCUGACAAGUCCACCGAAGGUGUAGCUACAUCCCUGCGCUUUUCAUCCCAACCAGGCUCAUUCCCACCCAGUAAUUACAGCAGUGACACAUCUCCAGCAGAUGAACAGGAUUCUCCAAUAAAGGUGUCUCCUGUUUCAGAACGAAUUAAGGCACUAGAAGCUCUUGCAGCUAAAAAAACGGAAGCUGAAUUUAGAGGCAAUGGAACUUUCACUCACUUCAGGGACCGACACAAUGAGAAAUCUGCAGUUGAGGCACCCAAAUCCAUAACCGGGGGGCCCAAAUCUCCCACAGAAGGCUCCAAAACUGCACACGAGGGCCCCAGAUCUGCAGCCGAGGGUCCCAAAUCUCCCACAGAAGGCUCCAAAACUGCACACGAGGGCCCCAGAUCUGCAGCCGAGGGGCCCCAAUCUCUUACUGAAGGCUCCAAAUCUGCAGCCGAGUCACCCAGGUCUCAAGCUGAGGGUCCCAAAUCUCCAGCUGAAGUACCCAGAUUUCCUGCUGAAAAAACUAUACAGACUCUUCAGAAAAAAGAAAAUUCUGCUGAUAUGGAGUCACCAGAAUCCCCAUUUGAAAUCCUUGGAGACUUGAAGCAAGUCAGUGAAUUUGAAGAGACGGAGCAGUGGAUGAAGGCACAUCUACCUCCAGUGCCAGAUUUUGAUGCUGCUGGUUUGUUUAACAGCACUAAGUCAGUCUCAGCGAACGAGACUGACACAGAUAUACCUGCUGCCUUUGCUGGUGUUCCUGAUGCUUUCAUGGAUCCUAUUGAAGGCCCAAAACAAAAAGAUGAGCUUGUUGGUGAACAGAAAAAAACAGGGGUUGAAGAGUUUGAUAUUAGCUUUUUGCCAACAGCUUACAUGUGGGAUCAUCAAGAAAAAUCAAAUGUAGAGGAGCCAUCUAAUCAUGAUAUGGCGAUAACAGCUUCACCUGCACCUCCUGCAGAGUUUGGUUCCACAUUUCCUCCAUCAUCCCCUCCAAUUUGCACUGCUGCUUCUCAGGUCUCUGAUGAGAAGAAAGCCAUUUGGACUCAAGAACUGGAGCAGCCAGAGGCAAAUGAAGGAGAUAGUUCAGGCGAGUCAGAUGAUACUGUCAUUGAAGAUCACAUUGCUGAACCUGGGUCUGCGUCAUCUCAAUCUUUGGAUCAAAAUUUAAAUGACACUUCAACCCCUCCCUGCACUGCUUCUGAACUUUCCACCAAUGAGAAAGAGGUCGUUCCACCAAGGUUUGAGAGAAAGCUAAUGCAGGUUCCAACCAUAAAUGUAAUCGAGACUGAUGAGCCCAAUUACAGUGAAGAGGAGAUGGAACCUGAAGCAGAGGAAGAUGAUGACUAUGAGGUUGUAAAAGGCCCAGACACGGGGCCUCCAAACACCUCAGAAUCAUGCCCAGAUAAUGGUGAAAAUAAAGUCCCCAGAGCACGGCCAUUGGAAACUGAAUUUAUGGAAGGCUACUCUCCUCCAUCUUCACCUGUGGACUCUGACUCUGAAUACUCCCCAAAACACAAGAUCCUUAACUGUCCUCCUGAAACGGUUAAUAAGACAUCUGCCUUAAAAUCUGAGGUCUUUCCCUAUCAGACCGGCUCAGUGGACUUACAACCUGACAAAUCACAGACCAUAUCAAAUGAGAGUAGCAACGAAUAUUCCCCUUUUGUUAUCAAAAACGAAGAAGUGGAUUUUCCAGAGAAUGACGAUGAUUGGUCCGAUGAAGCCCAGGAAAUUCUGUUUAAACCCUCCACAACUGUUCUGUUAUCUCAAGAGUCGGCUGCUAUCAAUCAGCCUGCGGUCAAUGAAAAGAGCAGCACCGCAGCAGAGGAGGCUUACACUAAACCUGCUCCUCCUCCUCCUAUGUCCAGCUUCAUGCAGGAUGAUAUUUAUGACAGACAGUCGUUUGAUUAUGACUUCGACCUCAGCUCUUCCCUGGCUCACACUGAUGUUAAAAAGUUAAACAAUGCUAAGGAACGUUUUCUGUCUGAUCCCGCUCAAAAUGACGAUGCCGAAGACAAAUUGGAUGUGGACAGCGCCAUUUCACUGAAUGGUGAUGACAUGGCCAAAUCUGAUAGUCAGCCAUCUUCAGAAGAUUAUCCUGAAAAUCCAUAUUCCUGUUUCCAAAGUGAGAUGAUAACCAGCUUUACUGAAAAAGAGGUCACUAAGAAGACCAUUGCCAACACUGAUGCAGAUAAUGUGGAAAAUGGCAACGUGCUCCCAUCUCGGAUACCAGUUUCACACAUUCAACAGGACCCCAAAACAGGUCACAAUGCAGACGAGACAAAAAGCAGCCCGGACAGAACCGACAGUGGCCCCCCAGCUUCCGAACCUAUGGAUAGUUUUGUGGAGUUCAUGAGAGAGUGUCUGAAAUCAAAGCAAGACGAAGAAGCUGACAGUGUGCAUCAGGGGCUUCCAUAUGAUGAGCCCCGCAAGACUGUUUCUCCUCUCUCCCAGGCUUCUUCAAGAAUGGUGAUGGAUUUUGAAGAAGAACAUCUUACACUCAAUGCUCUCAAAGAUCUGGGCAUCAGCCAAGAAGAAGAGGAGUCAGUAAAUUCUCAGUCUAAGGUCUCAGGGCAGAAUCAACCAAAGUCAGAUUUUACCCCUACACUGCCAUCAUCCUUCUCCUCAGACACCAAAGCUUCUUGUUCCCAAAGCAACCCUGUGUCUGACAGUACAUAUUCCAGUGAGGUGGAAGCCAUAGACGAAUGGGUAGCUGAAGCGUACCAUCUUGCAGAGCAUGUCUUGACAGCAAUACUAACCCACCUAUCAGUUAACAGCCUGAUCCACUGGAGGGACCCCAAGAAGUCAGGUGUGGUGUUUGGCCUGUCCCUGCUUCUGCUGCUGUCUCUGGCAGCCUUCAGCGUCAUCAGCGUGGUCUCCUACCUGCUGCUCGCCCUACUGUGUGUCACCAUCACCUUCCGCAUCUACAAGUCUGUCAUCCAGGCCGUGCAGAAGUCUAACGAGGGACACCCAUUCAAAGUGCUGAUAGAGAAGGAUGUCAGCAUCCCUCCAGAGACAUUCCGCAAGCACGUGGACACCAGUCUGACCCACAUCAACCGAGCCCUCAAGCAGAUGAGCCGCCUGUUUUUGGUUGAGGACCUUGUGGACUCUCUAAAGCUGGCUGUGGUCAUGUGGCUGCUGACCUAUGUUGGAGCGGUUUUUAAUGGAAUCACCAUCCUGAUCCUGGCGGAUAUCUUGCUGUUUGCUGUACCUCCGAUCUAUGAGAAGAAUAAGACCCAGAUUGAUCAGUACAUCAACCUUGUGCAUACUCAAGUCAACAAUACAUUUGCAAAAUUGCAAGAGAAACUUCCUGGAUCAAUGAAGCGCAGCAAAACUGAAUGAUCCCACAUGAGAAACCUCCAUGUCACCACCAUCCUCAUCUCCAUCACUCUGAGAAAACCAACCCUUUAUAAUCUCACCCAGCUCCAGUUACCUCUCCCACCUCUCCUCCGCCCUACUUCAUCACCUCCAUCCCCCUGACACAGAACCGUGCUAGAUAGAAAAUCUCAGAGCUACUCAAUGUUCAAUGUAAAACUACUGCGCAGCUUAACUUGCAAACAUAAAAAAGAGCCGUGCCUGCAGAGCCAUGAGGCACCGUGCUUAUGUGGAGGUCAUGUGACACUGCAGCAUUUCCCAGCUGCAGAAGGAAGGCAGGCUCAAGUGAACUAGACUGAAUCUAUGACCUGGUUUCAUCAUGUACAGAGAGGACAGGGUGGACGACGGCUGGCUGCUGAAAGCAAAUGUCUGUACAGAAACCACAUGGUUCCCUGCAGGUACAGUGAUGGGAAGGUACAGCUGUUACACGCAGCCAACCUUUGUCUUACUGUGGCCAAUCUCAUCAUGCCCUUUACUUAACAUUACAUUCUGUGGGAAGAUAUUUCAGGAGCUGUGAUUGGCUGUGCUUCUUCUGAUUGGUCUGUUCAGUUAGAUUUUUUUAACUACAGGCAGUUUUUCAACCUUCCGCAAUGCACUGAUUUUCUUUUUCUUCGAACCCUGAGCCAGCUGUGAUGAUUUGGUCUAGUUCACUGUGUUGAGAUGCAUUUUUCAGAAAACGUCUGUUCUUGUAAAUAAACCUGAAAAACGACAGGCUCUCUGCUCCGUGGAACACAUUGGCAUAGCUUUUUAUAUUGAAGAAAGCCCCUUCAAUCACAGCAGUCUUGACUGUUUCUGCACCUGUUCAGUCCACUAAGUGUUGAGUUCUUGUUUUCACUUGUAUAUUUUGAUUCUAAUUAUUACUGCUUAGAACUGCUAUCUGUACAAAUUUUAGGAUGGCUGCUUAGACUCCCUUCUAGCUCGAUAACAGCUUUGUAAUAGUUCUGUUAUGUUUUCUUGAGCUUCUUAAUUUUAACCAAUAGUUCUUUAAGUCCUCCUUUAUAGAAAUAGCCCGAUAGGUUAAGUGGCAGACUGAUGUGUUUAGAGGAGUCCUAAAUCUUUAAUCCCUACAUGGUUUCUCAGACUGCUGUUGUGUUGAGUGUAAAAUGUGAGUGGUUUGGAUUGUUUUGGCAAAAUAAAAGAAUCUUGAGUAUAUAAAAGCUGUUCAGUUUAAUUUGAAGCGAGGUGAAGUGACAACAGGCCAAAGUUGGCUGUGAUCUGGAAAAUUAUGGCUAAAAUUAAAAUUGAUUGUAAAAGUGAAAAUUUUUGUUUGUGCUGUGAUCAUUUCUGUCACUUUUCCUUUAGGAUUUUAAAUCAUACUUUUGAAAAGCUGUGAUUCUAAUUUUGAAACAUUUUACUCUGUGUAAAAAUGUUCCUCGGUGGCCCAGGAAGAAGUAAGAGGAGUUCAGGUUUGUUACAAAUAGAAGGUGCCAUUUUAAAUAAAGUGUAGCUGGAGAUGAUAGAAACCAGAUUUGGAGUGGUUAUUGUAGAAUUCUUACUAUGAUUUGGGGUUUUUUUUUGACUGCCAUGAAGUGCAUGUCAUAGUAUAAGCUGAAACAGAGUUUCAACCCUUACCUUUAUAGCCUGUAAUACGUUGUUGAUCCUGACUUUUGUAAAAUAAGAUUACUACUUGUGAUUGUUUCUGUAGUGUUUUUGAACCUGAUUAAAAACCAUAGUGACGUGUUGGCCCUGCAGUUGUUGACAUUAUUUUAAGGGACAGAAGUGUGAAUAGUAAGUCAUCACCACCUAUGUUACUGUUACCUUUCAAUCCCACUCCAGAGUCUGUCUGCACGUGUCCCCCUGCAUUCUGAAUGGGCAUCGACGUGACGACGUGCAGUGAUCUAUCAGACGUGCCCUGAAUGUCCCUCCUAUGCAUGACCUCUGUAUGUCACAUCACUAUGAUUCACCAACACAGGUCUGAGUCGACUUUAUGCUGUUCACCGUUGGUGGUGAACCCAGAAUAUGCAGCUGCUGUGUGUUUGUCACUUCAGCUACGGAGGAAGAACGCUGAAGGUGUGAUCAGAGAUAAGUUACACACUAUUAAAGAAAAAACUCAUGUAAUUUCUGGAAAAUAUUUACUACAUGUUUAUAAUUUAGAUUUAAGAAAGGAAGUCAACUGAGUAAUUCUAACUUCUGGCUGUGCAAAUGUUUUGAGUUGAAUUCUACUGGACAGAUUAAAAAUGACACCAUGGUCAACAAAAAUAAGAUCAGAAAUUGUUCAGUUUCUUUUGAUAGUCCCUAUAAAUAUCAAAAUUAGGUUCUUUUAAUUUACAUUCAGCAUUUUCAAAGGAAACCUCAACCUAUUUCAUAAACUUUAGGAAUCAGCAGAGGAGUUAAAGUGAAAAGUGGGGUGAGGGGAAAAUUGCAAGAAGUCAUUUUUAGAAGAACUGAAGAAAUCUUUCUGCUUGCUUGAUGACAACAAAGGUCAUGUUUGCAUUUAGACUGAGCUGACCCAUAAUUAUUCACCUGGUUUGAGUGUUGUGCUGUUAAAGCCACUUAGUGUUCCAGGUGCACUGCAUCACCGAGAUGAACAUUGGUGAAUCAAAGUGAGCGGAGUUGGGGUGUGGCCAACACAAAAACACCACAAAGUGAGCAUAGUUCCCUAGCGUGUAGAAUAUAAUGCAGAGGAGAUUCAAUAUGAUUUCCUGUAGCAUGUUUUUUUUUUUUUUCCUCCUUUACUGUUGGUGGGUUUAUCUGUGAUGGGAGAGUGACGGGAUUGUGUCUAAAUUCUGUUUCCUCACUCUGUUUGCUUUGAGCUCUUAAUUGGUAUUUGGACAUUGUGAACUAACAGCUCAGUUUUGUAGCAGCUAUAACUUUGGUUCCAGUUUAUGAAGCUUUUGGACAGAUGUUGCAGGAAAAAAAGAAAACUGCAAAAUGUUUGUGGUCUCUGUACUGAUGUCAAAGUAAGAUGAUUAAUAAAAACAACUCAAAGGUC